UUGAUUAACUAUGAAGUAAUACGAGUCUAUGGUGAAAGUCGUUGUAAUUUUUAGUAGUUUACAUGUGUGAUAUGGAUCGUCAUUAUUAAAUGAAUAUUUAUGAAAUACUAUUAACAUUUUUCAUGUAUAGUAGAACAAUUAAAUCAUAGUGAAAUGAAAUAUAUUUAAUUUUGAAGUUCAACAAAAUUUGUUUCUUUGGCUACUUAUGAAAUUUUGUUAUGGCGUCGAGAAGAAUGCGUUCAAAUUCAAUAGAAACAAAUUAUCUACCCUCUGGAUUAAAUUUGAGAUCUGAAAGUAAAGGUACUCAACUGGUCCGAGAACCUACAUCUGUACUAGAUAUAUUUCUUACAGUAUUUUUAUAUGGCUGUCGAAAAUAUUUAUUUUUCUCAACUCAUAAGAGGCUUUUUAUAUACUUUAUCCUAUUAGUGUCUUCAAUUAUGGGUGAUUAUAUUAAUGUACCUAAAAUAUAUUUUGCGAAUAGUGGGACGUUUCUUAAUCAAUAUUUUGUCAAAUUGGGUUGGUUCUGGACUAUAUUAUGGACAUCUCUUUUUUUGUUUACGUCAAGUAGUGUUUUUUGUAUAAAUUCUAAAGGAAAUAUUAUGAAACAUUCAUCUCGACUCUUUAUUGCAACAUUUUUCUGGUGGUUCUGGACAAAUGGGUUUAAUUACUUUGGACAGUUUUAUGGUUCAUGUACAGAAAAAGGUCUCUCAAGAAACAAUUGUUUAUCUGCUGGAAAAAUUUGGCAAGCUUUUGAUAUAUCUGGUCAUGUUUUUAUAUUAAUAUACAGUACUCUUGUUAUGAUUAGUGAGGCGAGACCAAUAAUUGGUUGGGAUAAAAUCCAUGAUGUUAUAAUUGCUGAAAAUAAUGCCAGAAUAUCAGGGAAAAAAGGAAAGUUAAAUUAUCUCAAUGAAAAUGAACUAAUAGAGCUUAAAAGUGCCUAUAUUAAUAUGACACCUUUCAUAAAAUUACUUUUCCUAAUAAUAGCACUUUUUGUUGCUAUAUGGGAACUAAUGCUAUUAACUACUAUGAUGUAUUUUCAUAGAAUGCCUGAGAAAUUGUUGGCUGGAUUUAUUGCCAUGUUUACAUGGUUUUUAACUUAUAGACUUUGGUAUCCUUCUGAAUUUCUGCCUCUCUUACCUGGUCAAGGGUUUUUCAAUUACCAAGCGCUUCAAAGAAGCGAGUUAAGCUAAGAAAAAUUGAAUCAGUACUUAUUGUUUAAGUAUUCAUAAAAGUGUAUUAAAUAAACCUUUAGUUUUUAUUAUUGUUAUUUUUUUUACUGUUGUAUCUGUUAUACUGUUUAUCAGAUUUGUGGUAUUUUUUGUUUAAUAUAUUUUUAUGUUCAAAGGUGAUCUUGUGUUCAAGAAAUAGUUAUGUUAGUAUACACUAUGGGUUAAGGUUGUAUUACUACACAUUUUUAACUGUUGUUUCUAAAAUCUCUAAUAUAGUUAAUUGUAGAAAUGUUUUUUUUUUUAAGUUUUUGUAUAACUUAAAAUUAAGUUAUUUAUACUGUUAUCUGUUUUAAAUAUUACAAUGCUAGUAUAACUGUAAUUCAUUAAAGUUGUUCAUCAUAACUGUAAUAGAAUGGGGAAAUGCAAAAAACAACUAUUCAACUAUAAAUAAAAAUUUAUUUGUAUUUCAAAAAGCUUGAAAAGGUCCUAUUUUUCAUUUUGUAUACUGCAACUGAACCAAUAUUCAAUUGUAUAUUAUACUUCAGAAUGGCAAAAUAUCUUAAUGGCUUCAUCAAUAAAAAUAUCAAAUAUAACUAAAUAAAACAUAUUAUGUAGUAGAAUUUUAAAUGUGGGAUAGUUGCUGUUUGUAUAACACUAUUAAAUUAAUAACUAAUAUUUAUGGAAAUUGAAUUAAGAUUUUAUUCUAAAUCUAUUAUAAUUAAAUAUCAUUGAUGCUUGUAAAAUAUAUUUCUAAUUGAAAUUUAUUUUGUUAUUAAUAUUACUUUGACAAUUAGGUAAAUAGCUUUAAUGGUAAUUAUUAAGGAUAUGAGUAAUAUACAUGUAGAUUUG
Molecule: messenger RNA, 2018 nt
Organism: Daktulosphaira vitifoliae (grape phylloxera)
Lineage: Eukaryota; Metazoa; Arthropoda; Insecta; Hemiptera; Phylloxeridae
Product: acyl-coenzyme A diphosphatase FITM2-like
Exons: 1
Coding region: 219-1190 (323 amino acids)
Biological process (GO): phospholipid biosynthetic process; lipid storage; lipid droplet organization
Cellular component (GO): endoplasmic reticulum membrane
Source: RefSeq, a predicted model, not a curated record